AUCUUGUUCAACUCUUUGUUAUAUAUAUUCUUUAUCUUAUAUUAAAAUAUCUAAAGAAAAAAAAUAUGCAAGUGACUGAACAAACUCCUUUUGACGAAAACGAAGGAAAAUUAGAAGUACCAGCCUUUUUAGGCUUAAGUCAACAACAGUCAAACUUGUUAGUAGCUCUUUACAACGAAACUGAUCCCGAAUUUGCUAAACAAGUGCCUACUGCUUUACCUUUUGCUGCUCAACAAUUAGCAAACGAAUAUGAAAAAAGAAAUAGUGUUGGUAAAAAGUUGGAACGAGCUAAUGUGAAAUGGGCAGAAGAAUUUGAACUUUUUGAAAAAGCACAACAAGAAGCUGUCACUCGAUUAUCUAAUACGGAAAUGAAUAUUGAUAAAGCAGCAGAAGGAUUAAAGUUGAUGGAUAAUGAAAAGUGUCCUUUACAUGAUCUCUUAUUGGGUAGUCUUUUAUAUGGAGGACUUCGAAGGGAUCCCGUCUCACCUGAUGACCGAGCUAGUAUGUCUCCUGUUGCUAGUCCUAAUUUUGCUGGUGCCAAACAUUUGUUAGAACGUGCUUUGAAUGAACAUGAUUAUUCCAUGGCUGCUGUUCAAAUUGGUUCUUUUUAUACUCAAGAAGAAAAAUUGGCUCAAGGAAAAAAUUUACCUGGUCAAGAUCCUAAAAAACUUGCAUUUGAAUGGUAUGCAAAGGCUGCUGCUAAAGGAAAUCCUAUGGCAUGUCAUAAACUUGGUUUCUUUUUAGAAAAUGGCAUAGGAUGUCAACAGAAUACACAACAAGCUAUUGCAGAAUAUACCAAAGCAUAUGAUCAAGGAUAUCCUGAUUCGGCACAUAAUUUGGGUAUCAUUCAUCAAGGCAAUUCAAAGCUCACAUUACCAGUGAGAGAUGUGAAAAAAGCCAUGGAUUUCUUUGAACGAGGUAAACAAUGGGGUUAUGCACCAUCUUCCAAUGCUUUGGGUCGUAUGUAUUUGUUAAUGUCCAAAGAUGAACAACUUGCCAAGGAUGCUGGUAACCCAAGUGAUGAUAAGGAAGAAUACAUUGUUACUGGAAUUGAUUUUAUGGAAGAUGCAGCUAAUAAUGGAGAUGCAGAUGCUAUGUUAAUGUUGGGAUUAAUCUUUGGUUCUCAAGAUUAUGGACUCUAUGAUAUGGAUAAAGCUCAAAAUUAUCUAGAAUUGGCUCUUGUACGUGGUGAUCUUGAAGCAUACAAUUAUCUCGUACGUGUCUUACGUGCCAAGAUGGCAGCACGUGUAGCCUUGGAAAAACAAAAUAUGGAAAACUUUGAAAAAUUAUCGGAUGCUGAUAAAGCUAAAUUGGUGCGUCAAUUGGCAAAGGAAGCUGCCCCUGAAAAGGUGAAGCAUCGACAAUGUGCUAAUCUUUUAUGUGAAAAUACUGAACAAAAUCAAGGUGAUUUUAAACGUUGUGGUCAAUGCGAGCGGGUUUCUUAUUGUUCUCGUGAAUGUCAACGUAAUCAUUGGAAAGCCGGUCAUAAAGCUGUUUGUAGUAACAAAAAACAAUCUUCAUCAUCAUCACCAAUUACUUCCACUGUCCCUGAACCUAACGUUUGAGAAAUAGACAGAUUGAUCUCUCUUACUCCUUUGUAUCCAAUUCCUUCAUCUUAUAAUAUAUUACCGCAUAAUAUCUUUUUUAUAUUACUUCAAUGAAACAUUCCUUUUUUUUUUU
This is a messenger RNA of Halteromyces radiatus, 1680 nucleotides long. RefSeq lists its product as uncharacterized. Lineage: Eukaryota; Fungi; Mucoromycota; Mucoromycetes; Mucorales; Cunninghamellaceae. The coding region runs from base 66 to 1565 and encodes 499 amino acids. The record is from RefSeq and is a predicted model, not a curated record. Gene Ontology annotation, biological process: ERAD pathway. Gene Ontology annotation, molecular function: protein binding. The transcript is spliced from 3 exons. Gene Ontology annotation, cellular component: endoplasmic reticulum membrane.